GGAGUGAGCCCAGCCAGCUGUCACAGCCUCCACGCACUGGGACCCAAUAAAGCACUCCAUGCCACCAACGCCUGUCUCGUCUGUGCUGAUGUGGGUGCCUCCGGGGACUGUGGCUCUGCGUCACGGGCACUGGGGAGCAGAUAAAAGGCGCCGCUCCUGGUCUGUCGUGCUCCGCCUGCCCGCCCGCCCGCCUUCACAUCAUCCCCAUGGCCUGGCCUGCGAUGCUGACAGCUGCUGCCCUGGCUCUGUGCCUGCUGCAGGCUGGACCUGCUCUGGCAUGGUACAAGCCGGCGGCAGGGCGUGGACACUACUCAGUGGGCCGUGCUGCGGGGCUGCUGUCCAGCCUGCGUGGGGCCCCGUUUGCGCGGCGCGCCGAGCCCCCUGCGGACCUCCCUGCACAGCCACGCCUUGGCCCUCGGAGUCUGGCUGUGUGCGUCCAGGACAUCGCCCCGAACCUGCGGAGCUGCGAGCGACUCCCGGACAGCCUCGCCACCUUCCAGUGCAGAGCGGACGUGUUCCUUUCCCUGCGCGGCGACUGUCGCGGUCCCUGAGCCCCCUCGGUCCAGGCCUGCCCCCACCCCGCUGUAGCACUUGAAUAAAUGCAUGUGCUUCCA
Sorex araneus (European shrew) is the source of this 614-nucleotide messenger RNA. It is a transcript of the gene NPB, whose product is annotated as neuropeptide B. The transcript has 3 exons. Gene Ontology annotation, molecular function: G protein-coupled receptor binding. The coding region runs from base 207 to 551 and encodes 114 amino acids. NCBI's taxonomy places the organism in Eukaryota, Metazoa, Chordata, Mammalia, Eulipotyphla, Soricidae. Gene Ontology annotation, biological process: G protein-coupled receptor signaling pathway; feeding behavior. The record is from RefSeq and is a predicted model, not a curated record.